CCCGUGUCACCGCUUGCGUCAGACGGCAGGAGGGAGUUUUCCACUGACGAAAAAGGCUGCGCUGCUGAGCAGGCUGGAUCAGACAAGGGGAGGCUUCAGCUGGUACGGUACUCAUACAAUAGCGAGACAAAAAAGCCAGCAGUCUAUGCAAGCAUAAGCGCAAUUCUUUGGAUUUCAGUAUACUAUCACUAUAUUUCACUGACGGAUUUCUUGUCGUUUUACUAAUGGUGAACGGAUACUUGAACCCCUGAUUGUCCAGCUAUCACAAUAUCGCCAUGAGCGGCAUUCUCAAGAGAAAAUUUGAGGAGGUCGACGAAGACCCCUGCUGCUCCUCGUCCUCGCCCUCCUCUCUCUCCUCCUCGGCCUACUCCGAGUGGGACUCGGAUGGAGAGAGCUGCUCCUCGGAAGCCCUGGAUUCCAGGCCCAGCAGCCCCAGCUCUUCCGCAAUGCAAUUUCCCUUCACAUCCAUCCUGAAGAAAGCCAAGCGGGCGAGGAGGGGCAACGUGCAGUUUGACCAGGUGACGGUUUUCUACUUCCCGCGGUGCCAGGGCUUCACCAGCGUGCCCAGCCGCGGCGGUUGCACGCUGGGCAUGGUGCGCCAGCACAGCGCCCGCCGCCAGUACACCCUGGCCGAGUUCGCGGACAAGCAGCGCAGGCUCCGCCGAGAGAAGCUGAAGCAGCGGCUGAAGGAAGAGAAGCUGGAGGCCCUGAAGCUGAAGCUGACCAAGAACGGCACCCAGGAGUCCGAGGAGGCCGAGCGGCUGACCACGGACGACAUACCGGAGGACGAGAUCGACAUCAGCGGCGUGGACCUGGAGGACGGCUUCACCCUCCACCCGUACCCGUCCAAGAUGCGGCACACCCUGCUCAAGAGCGCUGGCGUCAAGAAGGUGGACAAGGAGGAGAAGCGGCAGCUCCACGACCUCCGCCUCUCGCGGGAGGACUGCGGCUGCAGCUGCCAGGGCUUCUGUGAGCCCGAGACCUGCGCCUGCAGCCUGGCCGGCAUCAAGUGCCAGAUGGACCACUCCUCUUUCCCAUGUGGCUGCACUAAAGACGGAUGUGGGAACACGGAGGGCCGCAUCGAGUUCAACUCCAGCCGGGUGCAGACACACUACAUCCACACCAUCAUGAAGCUGGAGCUGGAGAAGCGGCUGGAGGAGAGCUCGGACAUCAGCGGGCGGGCACAGGAGGUGGCCCUGCCCGAGGGCGCCCCCGACAUCCCCGCCUGCCCCUCCUUCCACUUCAGCUCAAAUCUGGCAGUGGCGGGCGAGAACAGCUGCAGCAGCGACAUGACCGACUCGUCCAGCUCCUCGUGCCAGACCGAGGACUCAGAGUCCGGAGGCAGCCCCCGGCCCUGCCAUCCCCAGCUGGACGUGGACGACGACGGGCUGGCCCGCAUCCUCAGCUUCAGUGACUCUGACAACGAGGACUGCUCUGGCGGAAGCGGGGGCGACCGGCUCGGCCAGCGGCCCCUGGCCGGCACGGCGGGCUUCUUCAAUGACAACGACAGCGCCACUGGGCCCGGCUCGGCGGUUGAGCAAACGGACAACCGAAGUCUGUCGAUCUCCGAGUUCCUGGACGAAAACGCAAACCAGGCCUGUGCGCUCUUCCAGAGCGGCCCGGUCCCCCACACCCCUUCCCCUUCCAUCGAUCACUCGUCCAGCUACAUGGACCUCAGCCUGUCCUCAGAAUCUGACUUGGAGUUCCUGGACGGCUUCCCCGAUUACAGCCCCAGUCCGCUGUACCACUCGCUGAGGGAUUAUGAGAACCUGGACAACUAUUUUCAUUUCCAGUUGCCUAGCUAUCCCAGCCUCCCCCAGACAAGUGACUCAGGCACCUGCUUCCUGGAAUCCCUGAUUGGCUUGUCAGAAUCUGUCCCAGAACCUCCUGCUACUUUUACAGACAAUCAGCUCUUGGAAGAAGCCAUUAAGUCAUCAGUAAUGGAAUCUGUAAAGGUUUAAUGGGGGGAAAAAGCAAAAUAGACAUUAUAAUAUAUUGGCUGAGGACUGUACAUGUAUACUUUUUACAAAUGUAUGUGUUAAUUUAAGGAAGCUGUGAUCUCCCCUCCUCUUCUUGUUCAAAUAUUUCUCUUUGCCUUUCAAAUGUUAGUAAAGGAGUCCAUCAUCAGAGCUAUAUAACCUGGCAGCUAACAUGUUGUGUACAGAAACGUGAAAAGGUCAUUCAAACCUUUAAGCUAUCAGUGACCUUUGGCUGAUAUCCUAUCCUGAGAAGCUUUGUACCGCACUCGGUACUCCUCCAGUGCCCCACAAAGAGUCACCACUUUAUUUACACGUAGAGAUUUGUUUUGGGGGCAUUUUGAAUUCUCAUUGAUUGUGCACCUCAGGGACUCUUUAAAGCUCUUUGAAGCAAUGAAUUGUGACUGUCGCUGUGAUGGGAUCCGGGUCUGUUUCAUGUGUGAACUUCCCUCCCACCGCCCCAAAUCACAGCAUCCGUCAGUCUGGUUUCAGCUGAUGGGUUUACCCCCCUACAUUUCAUCCUAAAACUGGAAAUGUAUUUUCCCACAAUGAUUUGGUAUGGUACACAAAGCCCCCCUUGUCCAUAAGUUGCAGAUCAGCACUUUACCUGUGAGAAUAUUGAGAACUGGUCCAAGUUCUGGCAGAAAUGUUUUUUCCUUUCUGCCUUUGAAGUUGUCCUUGGGCAGUACUAUUUAUGGUGUUGGGUCAACAGUGCAAAGGGUUUACAUAAUACACUAUACUGAGCAUUUUAUUUAUUAUGAACUACCAUAUAUAUUACAGCUGAAGCUCGUAUUAAGAUAAAAAUACCUAAUAUAACUGUAAUACCUCAAAAGUAUUACAUAAUGUUUUAAUUUAUUUGUAUGUAUAUUUAUUUUGCCAAUCACCAGACAAAACAGAUUCAAGUAGCACUGCAGUUGGAUAUUAUGACCCAAAAGUGCAACACCUCUUUCCCAAGACUAAACACAAUGAUCAUGUUUACCAUUUUCGGAAAAAAUACCCAAGUGUUUGGGUUUCUGUGGGGGAACAACUUGGAAUUGAAAUGUCCAUUGAAAGAUAUUUAAGAGCCUAUUUUGUUGCAAUUUAAAAAUAAUCAUUUCAAUUAAAUUAUUUUUCAUUUAUGUCAUUUAAGUUAUUGAAUUUGCUGAUAAUUUGUCAUCUGCUAAAAGGUGACUUAAUGUGCCUGUUGUGCAGAGGAACCAUGUUUGUUAGUUCAGUGUAAACAAAGGGCCUUAUUUAGCUGUUGGACUGAGAACUGUGUAGCCUUCCUUUUCACUAAAUCAAAAAUUUUGGGUCUGUCACAUUUAAUAGUUAAAUAUUAUAGGCAAUUCUCUAAUGUUUUGUAACUAAAUUGUAUAAAUUAAAUCAAAAUUCUAAUCUGUAUUACUGACAAAAAAUAUUUUACUAGUAAAAAUAUAUAAAUCUUUUUGCAGAUUUUGAAACCUUUGUAAUAUAUGAAUUAUAUAUAUAUAUAUAUAUAUAUAAAUGAAGCUAUUGCUGUCUGGCAAAAAGCAUUUCAAGUUUUAUAGUCAAAUGAGAUGCAGAUAUUGGAAUUCCUAUUUUAGUCUAAGUAAUUCCACCAAAAAUAUAAAGUAUGAUUAAGCUGUAUUUAGUAUCUUUCGGUGAACAUAGCUGAGUUCAUAUGAACAAGGUAUGUACAUUUUUGGUUUUGCAGUUUUGUGAAAAUACAAAUUUUAUGCAACUUUUUUACAGCUUUUCUUGUGCCAAUCUUUGAUUAAUAGAACUGCAAAAAGAAUAUCUGCUAUAAAUGGCAAUAAUGCAUUAAGCCUACAAUGACAACAAGCUGAGAUGGGGCACUACAUAUGAAACUACUGUACAUAUCUGACCUAUGCUAAAGCUAUCUUUAAAUCUAAUUUGUAUCUUAUAGGAAUUGCGCAUAUAUACGGACCCUAAACUUCAAUUUUUAGUUGAAACAUUCCAAGGCUUCCCUGUAUACAGUUUACUUUGAAAAGUGCAAAACGAAACAUUGGAAAUAUACUUGCUUUUGCCUUCAUAUGGUUUCCGUAUAAUUUAUUUCAUUUAUUUUCAGUGCCAACAAGAAGGCACUUUUUGUAAAUACUUUCUUCCCUUGUAUAAAUGUAUUGCUGGUUAUGAAGAAAUGAAAAAUAUGGAUAUUUAUUAAUGUAACAAUUAUUCUAUGUAUUGAACUCUGAGGCUUUGCUUAAUACUUUUAUUACUUCUGCCUUUUAUGUUGUACAUAUGUGUUUUUCUGUUUGUUAUUUUCUGCUUAAAUGGUACUGCCGAGUUACAUGCUGCUUUUUUACUUUUACAUUUGCAUUGUAAACAGACUGUUUAUAAAAGCCGUUUUCAUUUCAUCAAAGCAAUUUGACAAUGUUUCUAUCGCUACAAAUAAAUGUUCAGCCUUUUCAUAAAUGA
Anguilla anguilla (European eel) is the source of this 4370-nucleotide messenger RNA. RefSeq names its product cysteine-serine-rich nuclear protein 1b (gene csrnp1b). Gene Ontology annotation, biological process: regulation of transcription by RNA polymerase II. Bases 276 to 1961 code for a protein of 561 amino acids. Gene Ontology annotation, molecular function: sequence-specific DNA binding; DNA-binding transcription factor activity, RNA polymerase II-specific. Gene Ontology annotation, cellular component: nucleus. The transcript has 5 exons. The record is from RefSeq and is a predicted model, not a curated record. NCBI's taxonomy places the organism in Eukaryota, Metazoa, Chordata, Actinopteri, Anguilliformes, Anguillidae.